CCGGAAAUGUGUUCACGUCACAGGACUGUCUGUGAUUAGGUAGUGGCAAAAAUAACCGUCAGACAUCAGUAGUAAAUCUCGACUGUGGCGUAAGCCAGCAUGGCCUCUGCCCCAGCACAGCAGCCCACUCUCACUGUAGAGCAAGCCAGAGUUGUUCUGAGUGAGGUGAUCCAGGCCUUUUCCGUGCCGGAGAAUGCAGCCCGCAUGGAGGAAGCCAGAGAGAGCGCCUGCAACGACAUGGGCAAGAUGCUGCAGCUUGUGCUGCCUGUGGCCACCCAAAUCCAGCAGGAGGUCAUCAAAGCAUAUGGGUUCAACAAUGAGGGAGAAGGUGUACUGAAAUUCGCUCGACUAGUAAAGAUGUAUGAAACUCAGGACCCAGAGAUUGCAGCUAUGUCAGUGAAACUCAAGAGUAUCUUACUGCCUCCUCUCUCCACUCCUCCAAUUGGGAGUGGAAUUCCAACCUCAUAGAACAACAGCACAAACUCCCGGUCAGUGGAGCACUUUGUGUGCACGUGUGGCUUUAAGCGGGGAUGGUUAAAAUCCAAAUGUUACAAAAACAAAACAUUAGUGCUUAUUUCCACAUUCCCAUUUUCUUCAUAUUCAGUUAAUUCAAAUUAAAACAUUUAGAUCUUUUUUUGUUAUAUUUAUUAAUUUUCCUAUUGUAUUUCCUGUGCUAGACGUGCAUAUAUUUAUCAAAUGUGACACUCAUUUGUGAAUUUUAUUUGGAAGUUCUGUUGUUUUUAAAUCUUUUUAUACAGUUUUUGUCUGUGACACGAUCUUUAUGCGAUUAUCAAAUAAACAGUGUUUGUCCAAUAAAAUAUUUUUUACUUAAAGAAAAA
This is a messenger RNA of Triplophysa dalaica, 839 nucleotides long. RefSeq names its product gene rich cluster, C10 gene (gene grcc10). Lineage: Eukaryota; Metazoa; Chordata; Actinopteri; Cypriniformes; Nemacheilidae. Bases 100 to 468 code for a protein of 122 amino acids. Gene Ontology annotation, biological process: post-embryonic development. The transcript is spliced from 4 exons. The record is from RefSeq and is a predicted model, not a curated record.